Messenger RNA from Trichophyton rubrum CBS 118892, 414 nucleotides. RefSeq lists its product as uncharacterized. Lineage: Eukaryota; Fungi; Ascomycota; Eurotiomycetes; Onygenales; Arthrodermataceae. The record is from RefSeq and is a predicted model, not a curated record. The coding region runs from base 1 to 414 and encodes 137 amino acids. The transcript has a single exon.
AUGGGGCCUAUAGAGCGAUGUCUUCUCAUCUUUAUCGACGAACAUCAAAGGCAGUGCAAGCCGGUUGACACGCAUGGCCAGGCAGGGCGACAAGAUAGCCGUCUUGAAACUUGCGGCCAUAGUAGUAGGAGCCGGCCUUGGGCUGUGGGUUGUGCUAGGCUGGAUAUUUUGAAGCAAUUCCAGAUUGUCAGAAUGAUGACGCGGCGCUCCCCGCCCCCUAAGAAAGUUGCAUAUAAUGCUGUUCCUGAGCAGGAUCCGGUCAGUUCAACGCAGAGCCGCUGUCCUCAUGGCCCCUGGGUGUAUAUUUGGCGGUGGUCUAUGCCGACUACAGGGAUAUUACGGUGGCGGUGGGAACGGGAGUUGACGUCCCAGAGCCUUGAUACUGGGUUAAGGGGCUACAAUACAUAUAAAUAA